Molecule: messenger RNA, 2161 nt
Organism: Haplochromis burtoni (Burton's mouthbrooder)
Lineage: Eukaryota; Metazoa; Chordata; Actinopteri; Cichliformes; Cichlidae
Exons: 3
Coding region: 71-709 (212 amino acids)
Source: RefSeq, a predicted model, not a curated record
GCAUCGCAUACUUUUUUGUUAAGAGGUGUAUUUUAUUUACUAGCUGUCAGCAAUAAAGCCAAUAUCGACAAUGUUCUUCUGUUGCCUACGAGGGCAUUUUAGCAGACUUUUUGCGUUGGUUUUCUUCCUGCUUGCAGUUUUGGAAGCAACAGAGUUUGAGGGUCGACCCCAGAAGAUGCGGGAGAUUCGGGCAACCGUGGCUGAUUUGGCCUGGCAGGGAAGGACCUACCUGGGCAGGCUAGUAGGGGAGCAGACUUUGCUGUCGGUGGAGAAGGAUUUCCUUCAGGUUAUAGGUGUGGUUGCUGAAAGUGUGGCUAAUCAUCUAAAUGCAGUACUACAGUACAUUUUACAAUUCCUGAAGGCUAAUGAAAUUCAAGUUGAUCUCCCCAUCAGCAAAGUCACCCCAGAAGGACUGAUCUUUAUUGCACAGUGGCUUCUCAAGGUUAUUUUUUGGUACUGCUUAAUUUCUCAUGCCUUCCAGUUGAUUGGUUGGUUGCUCGUACAGCUGCUGAGACUCAUGCUAAAGCUGCUGAGAGUCAUGGUGACUUGCUUGCUUCCAGGCUGGUCGGGAAAAUUGUUGGCCUGGAGGAGCAAGUUGAAAUCCUGGCCAAAGUUGAAGGGGGAAAUAAAAUUGAAAAAAAAAGAAGAGCAGCCAAAAAAAUUGAUUGAAAGAUUGAAAUCCCCCAGCUUAUCUUUACCCAAAAAGUGAAUAGAAGGACGCAACAUUCGGCCUUUGUAACGGAAAAGUGUUAAAACUGAGUUUAUUUACUUGUGUUUUUGCUAAUAGUUAAUCAUGCUUAAUUCUAAUCAUAGUAUAAUCAAGAAUAAAUCUAAUCAAUAUGAGGAGUAAGAUUAUGUUGUUUGAGUAAUGAAAUAAUUUUGAUGCCUUGCUUUUUCACCUAGAUUGUGGGAGCAUUGUUAUGACUAUAGUGCAUCCUUGGCUCUUUCUUUGUGAGUGAGUGUGUAAGAUUGUCAAAGACACAGUCAUAACACAGUCAUAAAGAGAAGAAGUAUGUUUAUAUGUGAUUGAGCUAUUGAGAAAUCAUGUUGAAGUAAAACAGCAUAUAAACUGAAUGAGACAUGAUGAAGAACAUAUUCAUUCAUGUCAUAUAAAUGUACAACGAAAUACAGUAUAUGUAUGAGAAAAUGUAACCAUUUUAAUGAAUGAUUGAACUUUUCUUUAGUUAAUCUGUCUGAAAGGUUAUAGAGAGAACAAAAGGGUGUGGCUUAUCUUUGGGACAAUGUGAAUGUCAUGUGGGCUGAUGGCAGGGUUAAAGAGGGGAAACUCCAGCUAAAGUUGCUUAAUUAAAAAAGCUUAUCUGCAAUUAAAGUUAAUUUUAUGAAUGUUCCUUCUUUUGGGUUCUUUUCUUAAAAGUAAAGGUAAAACUUGUGAAUGAGUACUAACAUCAUUUCAGGGUUCUGGGGCCUAUUUUCCAGGCCACAAAAGUAAAACCUGGCAAACCAUAGAUCAUUCGGGGGGGAGCGAAUGUUAAUGGAUGUGGCUGCUGAUUAAAUCGUACUGACAGUUGCUAGUGUUGUUGCAUCAUCUAGCAGACAGGGGGGUAUUUAGGCAAUCUAACAUUUACAGUUUCACGGUUUGCCAGGGCAAGCCGUGUGGGGUGUGAAAAUCAGGACCCAAGAUGCAGGCACUGACAUUGAUGGGAUGAGUGAACUUUUAAUUAUGAGUGAAGAAACUACUGGCAAAAGUGGAGAUGGCAUGGAAAGGAACUAAGAAAUAACCUAAACUGGAAAAACCUAACAAAUGAAACUGAAGCCAAAACUCACGGGAUGACAUGCAGAGGAACACAGGAAGGAACGCAGAUGAAACAGGGAGACUCGCGGAGACAAUACAGACGAACCAGCAACAAGCAGAAGGAAACAACACACACUAACAUAAGACACAGACCUUCACAAUAAAACAGGAAACUGAACACACAUGCAAAGAGACAGACUCAGAGACAUGGACUUUGUACAGAGACCUGACUACACUGGAACAGAAGGAACACACAGGCAGGGUAGACUAGGCACAGAACAGAGGGAGCACAGAGUAACAUGAGGGGGCAAAGGGACCAAAACCUAGGACCUAGAAAUUCAAAACCAACACACCGACAGCAAUAAUGUGGCAAAUAAAUAAUAAACAAUUCAACUCACUGGAUCACAG